AUGAAUGAUCAAAGAGAUAAUGUUUUGCAACAUAUGAGAAAGCUUUGGAAUAACUGGAGAGGAUCAUUGCACAAGAAUGUGAAAUCUAAAUCAUUGCACGAGGUUCUUAAAGAUGUGCCAAUGGGAGUAGACAAAAGUGAUUGGGAAUGGUUGGUCAAGGAACAUUUUUUAUCUCAGAAAUUUAAGGUAGUGGAAAGGUGCUUUGGACCUCAAUGCAAAAGUCACGUAGUUGGAUUUGGUGGUGGAAUAACAACUAAGGAGUUAAAAGGCGGUACCACCUCAAAGGCUGCAUUGUGGGAAGAGCUGAAAACAACUCGAAAAGAAAAGGAAUCACUACAAAAACGCAUGGAUAUUCUAGAGAGUAAAUAUGAACACCUUGAAAAUAUAGUGAUCCAUCAGUCUUCAUCAGUUCCAUCAAUUCCAUCAGAUGAAGAUUUUGAAGAUUAAAGAACAAGAU
Molecule: messenger RNA, 457 nt
Organism: Solanum verrucosum
Lineage: Eukaryota; Viridiplantae; Streptophyta; Magnoliopsida; Solanales; Solanaceae
Exons: 3
Coding region: 1-447 (148 amino acids)
Source: RefSeq, a predicted model, not a curated record